CAAUUCAAUUUCCAUAUAUGAGCGUAAGUGGAGAAGAACUUCCUACCACACAAACCUACAAUUGAGGGUCUAUAUAUAUAUAUAAACCUCUCUUGGAGAGCAGAAAGAGCAGAUCUACUAAAGUUUCAGCCUUACCUUUCUUCCCCUUCGCAAACAAAAGGAAAGGGAAUAAAAAUGGAGGGAAGGGGGGUGGGGUCUGUCUUGAUGGUUUACUUAGUGUUGGGGCUCCUGGUAGGGCAGUCCACCGCUUCUUUCCAAACCUGCUAUAUGGGUUGCUUCAUCUGGUGUGUUAUUACACCGAAUAAUACAGUUUUCUCUUGCUCUGUCAAGUGCCUCAAGGACUGUAUUAUUCCAAGCUCUUCUUUUCCAAGUGGCAAAGAUACCCAAUACUUCUGCAAGCUUGGUUGUGCUACCUCCUUGUGCACCGAUCUCAGCUCCAAAGAAAAUCCAGGUGAAGAAAAAGUUGGAAGCUGUGUGGAUUCUUGCUCAGAGACAUGCGCCAAGAAUUAGUUACCAUAUACUCGUAGAUAGUGUUCGAUGUACUAUAUUGUUAAUUACCCAAAUGAUUAAAUUUGACUGCAUAAACUCUGAUCAAUGCUUCUCAUAUUUUGCAGAGAAACAUAGUUUUGAUUUAAAAUGCAGUGAGCAGACUUAAUUAUUUGUUUGGCAUGUGAUACAGACAACACGGCUUGGAUGGCUUCCACAAAAUGAAUUAUUGUUUGGAGA
This is a messenger RNA of Theobroma cacao (cacao), 726 nucleotides long. RefSeq names its product thionin-like protein 2. Lineage: Eukaryota; Viridiplantae; Streptophyta; Magnoliopsida; Malvales; Malvaceae. The record is from RefSeq and is a predicted model, not a curated record.